This is a messenger RNA of Dothidotthia symphoricarpi CBS 119687, 932 nucleotides long. RefSeq lists its product as uncharacterized. Gene Ontology annotation, molecular function: GDP binding; GTP binding; GTPase activity. The transcript has 2 exons. Gene Ontology annotation, cellular component: plasma membrane. The record is from RefSeq and is a predicted model, not a curated record. Lineage: Eukaryota; Fungi; Ascomycota; Dothideomycetes; Pleosporales; Dothidotthiaceae. Gene Ontology annotation, biological process: signal transduction. Bases 141 to 932 code for a protein of 263 amino acids.
UCAAAAUUUCUCUGGUUGUCCUGUUACUGAUAUGACUUUAUCAAACUUGAGCUCGCGAUAAUUAUUUCUUGACAAUUUUAUUUGUUUAUAAAUUAUCUAUCUCACCACCGCUAUAAGUUCCAAUUAAGAGAACACUUUAGAUGUCUCUAGGCAUGUCUACGCGAAAGCCAACCUUUCUGCCGGCCUAUCGUCGCGGUAUAGCUCUCCACGAGAGCUUUUGGCGUAGCCAAAAACUUCCAGACACCUUUCCUCCACGAAAUGCUAGUUCAGCAACCAACUCAGUUCGAAUUGUUGUUUGGGGUACCCAUCCACAGGCAAGAUCGGACCAUGUUGUAAACAUGAUUAACUAUGCUGAUGUGAAUAUAAGCUCAACAGAAUUGGGAAUGUUCUCUUAUCCUGUAGAAUUUCUAUGCGAGGGCAAUGUUUACGCUCUUGACAUCACCGAGUUGCCCCAGCCAGAAGCUCAGCCGCAAGCUUUGCUGUCGAUGUUCCAGCAGUUCGCAUUCAUCCUGGUAUAUACCGUCACGUCCUUCUCGUCCUUCAAAGAUGCUCAGAAUCAGUUCGGCAAGCUUCUGGCAACCAUGGAAGUAGGGAUCGACAACCAUCCAUUCCCAAUCAUGAUUUUGGGGCUAACGACAGAACUCGGUACGAGCUCUGAUCUACCUACGCAGCAGGCAUCAAGACCAGUUCGCCAAGUCCCAACAUAUGAGGGCAGAUCCUUCGCAGAAACCAGAGGAUGCCUAUUUGCAGAAUCCUCCGCACAGGUUUUCUCUGAUAUAAUUGGUGUGUUUGCGGCUAUUGUGGAGAGAAUCAACCAUGCCUCCUCGAAUCGGGCGCCAGGAUUUACACCAGCCGCAGCUGAGGAGUUAGCAAGGAAACAGUGGAUAGUUGCGGUAGACUCCGUUCCAAAGGAUAGCAGGAAACACUUCUAA